Molecule: messenger RNA, 1945 nt
Organism: Glycine soja
Lineage: Eukaryota; Viridiplantae; Streptophyta; Magnoliopsida; Fabales; Fabaceae
Product: siroheme synthase
Exons: 6
Coding region: 189-1280 (363 amino acids)
Biological process (GO): siroheme biosynthetic process
Molecular function (GO): uroporphyrin-III C-methyltransferase activity
Source: RefSeq, a predicted model, not a curated record
AGGCAUGGCCCUCUCAAAAGCCUAAGGGCAAAGAACAGUGUCUCCUCAACCUCUCCAAAGUCCAUUACAGUACCAGUCUCCAAUUCAAACACAAACACUGUCAGAUCAGAUUCUGUUUAUAUAAUAUAUUCUAAGGCUACUUGAGGUUGAAGGGCACCACUACUCUGUCUUUUGGCUAACUACCCCACAUGGCUCUCCUCCACAAGCUCGCACCUUUCACCUCUCUCUACACCAAUACCCCCCAUUCCCCACCACCCCGCCGCCACGUCAUCAUCUCCUUCUCCGUCUCACCCUUCACCGAGAAGCACUCCACAGAGCGCUACCAGAGGGACCAAUGGGUCUACCAGAGCACCACUCAAGAGGGUCAACCUCAAACGACGCCGUUUCCUCCUCUCCCGUGCGAUUCAGCGUCCUUAAGAGACGACGACAUAGCGUUGCAGCUGCCAGAGCUGAAGAAGCUGCUUCAGGUUCUGAGGGAGAAGAGGGAGUGUAUCAAUGGAGAGGGUUGUGAGCCGGGGAAUGUGUUCUUGGUGGGAACGGGACCUGGGGACCCUGAGCUUCUCACUCUCAAGGCUGUGAGAGUCAUCAAGAGUGCUGAUCUUUUGCUCUAUGACAGGUUGGUGUCCAAUGAUGUGCUGGAUUUGGUUGGCCCCGGUGCUAGGCUUCUCUAUGUGGGCAAGACUGCUGGGUAUCAUAGCAGAACACAGGAGGAAAUACAUGAGCUUCUUUUGAGUUUUGCAGAAGCUGGGGCAACUGUUGUGAGACUUAAAGGGGGUGAUCCAUUGGUGUUUGGCAGGGGUGGGGAGGAAAUGGAUUUUUUGCAACAGCAAGGUAUCCAAGUGAAAGUUAUUCCAGGUAUAACUGCUGCAUCUGGAAUAGCAGCAGAGCUUGGAAUUCCAUUAACUCACCGUGGCAUUGCAAAUAGUGUGAGAUUCCUCACAGGGCAUUCAAGGAAAGGAGGAUCCGAUCCUCUCUUUGUAUCGGAAAAUGCUGCUGAUCCGGAUUCUACCUUGGUGGUUUACAUGGGCUUGGUGACCUUCCCUUCACUUGCACAGAAGCUAAUGCAUCAUGGUCUGUCCCCUCAGACCCCAGCUGCAGCCAUUGAGCGAGGAACCACACUUCAUCAGCGCACGGUGUUUGCUGAACUAAAGGACCUUCACGAGAAAAUUACAUCUGCUCAGCUGGUGUCACCAACGCUGAUUAUUAUAGGAAAAGUUGUUGAACUAUCACCAUUUUGGCCAAUUCCUACAAAAGAAGAAUCAUGUUUAAUGCAGGCAUGAUGGAUGUUGUCAAGAAAUAUUAUUGUGAAGCUUGGUGGCAAUGAAGGGUUACCUUGGUAAUGAAAGCUUGCACAGAACAAGGGGUAAUGAUAAAUGUAAUUUGGAUCUAUUCAGGACGGGGGAAAGUAAGCACGCUAUCUGAUGUUUAUGGAAAUGUAGAACUUCUGCCCUGCUUUUGGGCUAUCUAUUGGAGUGUUUGGCAUGGGCAGAGCUGUUUCAGAACCAAUUUUGAUUUUCCAUGUUCCAGAUUGGGAAUAAAACAAAGUAAUACACAGAUUUACUCAUUUUUAUAAAGAAAAACACAGGUUUCGACUGCCGCAGUUAUCUAAGUCAGGUAACUUGUUCCUUAGCCAUUGGAGAAAAUUUGUUCCAUAUGCUAUUUAGCAUCUUUCUUUCAGGAAGAAAUAUGGAGAUGAGUGUCAUGUCUGUGAUUUCACGUGUUCAAUUUAUCAAUGUUGCUAUUCAGAGCCAUUGAUUCUAUUUUUCAUUCAUGUUUUCUUGUAACUUGAUGUUAGAGAUACUGCCUUCGUCAUGUAAACUUGGUGGUUAUUAGCAUUCAGUUUUGGUUUGCAUGUGAUGUAUUAUAAUGUCACAGUAGUUAUGAAAUAAAAAUCAUGUAACUGAUGAUAUCUCUUGAACAACCGUGUAGGUUAUUCUUUGAAUUA